Messenger RNA from Pectinophora gossypiella (pink bollworm), 6667 nucleotides. RefSeq names its product carboxypeptidase D (gene svr). The transcript is spliced from 23 exons. Gene Ontology annotation, biological process: proteolysis. NCBI's taxonomy places the organism in Eukaryota, Metazoa, Arthropoda, Insecta, Lepidoptera, Gelechiidae. The record is from RefSeq and is a predicted model, not a curated record. Gene Ontology annotation, molecular function: metallocarboxypeptidase activity; zinc ion binding. Bases 193 to 4398 code for a protein of 1401 amino acids.
UCUGAACAGCUGUCGUGGUCUGAUUCAUCGACGUUUUUCGUUUCUUAUCAAUUUAAUUGCAUUAUUUUCCUGAGUUCCCGUACAAUGUUUACGUUGAUAAUUCGCGAUACUGAUUACAAGACUGUUUAGAGCUGUUUCGUCGGCGGGAAAAUAUCCGAACGCGCUGAAACAGGUCGCGGUAACAGCGGUAAAAUGUUUCCUUACCGCUGCGCAUUUAUUUUGCUAAUUUCCGUCUUAAUUCACGAGUGCUGGUCGCGAUCUGCUGAUGAAGAUGAAGACCGUGGCUUCGUCGUGGAACCGAAGUAUACGAGCUAUGAAGAUAUGCUGAAGAUUUUCAAUGAUUUACAAGAGACGUACCCGGAUUUGGUUGAUGGGUUUUCGAUUGGGGAUUCGGUGCAGGGACGGCAGUUAGCGGUGCUGCACAUAACGGAGAACCCUCACACGGCGCACCCGGGACGUCCGGCCUUCAAGUAUGUGGCGAAUAUGCACGGAGACGAGGCGGUGGGGCGUCAGCUGCUUAUCUACCUAGCUCAGUACCUGCUGCACAACUACGGCAAGGACGACAGAGUGUCGCAUCUCGUCAACAACACCGAGAUAUACCUGAUGCCCUCGUUGAACCCCGAUGGAUAUGAAGCCAGCGUGGAAGGGAACUGCGAAUCGCUUCCGAACUACGUCGGCAGGAACAACGCAAAUGGUGUCGACUUAAACCGCGACUUUCCCGAUCAGUUCGACACCUUCGAGUCUCCCCUCGACGACUUCCUCUACGAAGGUCGGCAGCCGGAGACCAUCGCGAUGAUCAAGUGGCUGUUCAGCAAGAGAUUCGUGCUGUCUGGUAAUCUGCACGGAGGUGCUGUGGUUGCGAGCUACCCCUACGACGAUUCCAGCUCCGGCAAGGAAUGCUGUGAGGAGAGCAAGUCACCAGACGACGUGUUAUUCAAACGCCUGGCCAACGUGUAUGCCUCCCGCCACGCCGACAUGCAUAAGGGUAACACCUGCCCUCCUGAGAGCUUCAAGGACGGAAUCACUAAUGGUGCCAACUGGUAUGCCGUCAAAGGCGGCAUGCAAGAUUUCAACUACGUGCAUUUCGGCUGCAUGGAAGUCACCUUCGAACUGUCUUGCUGCAAGUAUCCUCGCGCUGCCAACCUGACUGCGUACUGGGAAGCCAACAGGGAACCUCUUCUGGCCUUCAUGGAGCAAGUCCACACUGGCGUCACCGGCUACGUCCUUAACGAGGAAUCUGCCGCUCCUCAGGGCGCACGCGUCACGGUGCUCGGCAUCGACCACACCGUAGGGCUGUCACAAUUCGGCGACUACUGGCGUCUGCUCGCCCCUGGCAAAUAUAACAUCACCGUCGUCUCUCCCAACAUCAUCACCCCAGAGCCUCAAGAAGUAGAGAUCGAAGAGAACCAAACCAAGCCCGUUAUGAUCAACUUCUUUGUGCGAAGCGUUCGGUCACCUCAUCAGCUCCAGAUCACUGAUGGCAAUACAACAGAGCGUAACAGGCGGUCGAGUGACGAAAUGGAUGGUUUGCCUGCAGCCGACUUCAAGCACCACAACUUCACAAUGAUGGAGAGCUUCCUCAAGGAAGUCCACGAAGACUACCCCAACAUCACCGUACUGACAAGCAUAGGGAAGUCAGUCGAAGGACGGGACUUAUACGUCCUCGAAGUGACGAACAAUCCUGGGAAGCAUAUCCCUGGCAAACCAGAGUUCAAAUACGUAGCGAAUAUGCACGGCAAUGAGGUGGUAGGCAGGGAACUCCUACUGCUCUUGGCCAAGUACCUCUGCGAGCAGUACCAGGCCGGAGACCAGCGGGUGCAGAGGAUCCUCAAUACCACUAGGAUACAUCUGCUGCCGAGCAUGAACCCUGAUGGAUAUGAGAGGUCGCAUGUCCGUGACUUCAGCAGCACGCAUGGUAGGUCCAACGCGCACCAUGUGGACCUCAACAGGAACUUCCCGGACCAGUUCGGACCUACAAAGGAUAACGAGACUCCAGAACCAGAAACCCUGGCAGUGAUGAACUGGUCGCUGUCCAUCCCGUUCGUGCUGUCAGCCAACCUGCACGGCGGGGCGCUGGUGGCCAACUACCCUUACGACGGCAAUGGCGAUAUGGAGAGUGGUAGAGAGAACCCCACCCCCGACAACCAGCUGUUCUUGCACUUGGCGCAUACUUACUCCAAUACCCACCACAAGAUGCAUUUGGGUCAGCCAUGCAAAAAUCUGCCCAACGAAAAGUUCCCGGAAGGCAUAACAAAUGGUGCCAAGUGGUACGUGCUGGCCGGUGGCAUGCAGGACUGGAACUACCUGCACACCAACGACAUGGAGCUGACGUUAGAACUCGGCUGCUACAAGUUCCCCCCCGCCUCCGACCUCCCCACUUACUGGCAGGAUAACAGAGACGCUCUGCUGGCUUUGAUUGAACAGGUCCACCGAGGUGUCCACGGCUUCGUCCACAGCCAUAUCGGCAGUCCGCUAGCCAACACUACGAUAUCUGUCAGUGGCAUCGAGCACAACGUGAAGUCGGCCGCUGACGGCGACUACUGGCGCUUACUGGUGCCCGGCACUUAUAACAUCACCGCCAGCAAACAUGGUUAUGAGAGCGUCACAGAAGAGGUGAUAGUCCCGGUUAACGGAUCAGUGAGCGUCAACUUCACCCUGAUGGCGGACGACCCUCAGCACUGGUCCUCUGCUUACGACUUCCGCGUGUUAGAGAACAUAAUCGGCACACGGUACCACAAGCCGCUGGAGCUGUACGGGAUGUUGGCAGAACUGGAGAACAAGUACCCCGACGUCGCAGAGUUCCGCGCCGGCGACAGUCUCACCACUAGUGUCUUCAGGCAGCUGAAAGUCACUGACCAAAUGGGAUCACCAGAAGAAACUAAGUUCCACAUCGCGCUCAUAAGCAGCUUCUACGGGUCAGAGCCUUUAGGGCAAGAGAUGCUUCUGAACUUCGCUAGGCACAUCACUAGCGCAUACUCCAUCGGAGAACCCAUCCACAAGAAGUUACUCCAAAGAACCGUCCUGCACUUCAUACCCAACUUGGAUGUGCUCUACGAGAAGAUCCUAACACACUUUGAUGGCACAGCGAAAUGCACAGCUAAAGCUUUAGAAGAAGAAUUCGGGGAUUCUUUGUACAACUAUCUAACUAAAAAGAAUAUUAACCCCCUAUCGAAUUAUACCAGAGAAAAGGCAUUCAUAGAAAUGCUAGAGGCAGAGAAAUUCGAUUUAGUCCUAGAGUUGUCAUCAGGCACGGAAGAUGUGAUAUACCCUGAGCUGUCGAAGCAUAUUUAUGAGAAUUUCGCCAAGCAAUAUCAGAAGAGUAGGACGCCGAGCGACAAAUACGAAUGCUUGCCGAUAAACCAGAAUGUGGUGCACGAGAACCUUAUCGAUGUUAUAUGCGAGAGACUAAACACUCCGAUUAUAUCGGUGGGGCUGAGCUGCUGCAAGAUGCCGGCGGACGAGGACAUCGGGUGGGUGUGGCGGUACAACCUCAAGGGCAUCAUGGACUUUGUCCAGCUCGCCAAUACUGGCGUCGUAGGCUACAUAAAGAACGAAGAAGGCGAGCCGAUGCGCGACGCAGUAGUGGCGAUAACGGGACUCGAACAGCAGUACCGCGUCACCCGCAACAUGGCGUACUACCGCGCCAUGCUGCCGCCCCGAGAGUACAAGGUCAUCGUGCGCUGCCACAAGUACCAAGACCAGGUACUAACAUGGCGCGUGGUCGAAGGGGUACUUAAACGCAAGGAUAUCGUGAUGAAGCGCAUCAACAGCGAGCGAUUACCUGGAGGACAGUUUGAGGAGAUGAAGCUGGACACUGACCCCAACACCGUCUACAUCACUGGCCUAGCGCUAGACACGAGCAGCGAGCCAAUAAACCAAGCCAAGAUCACUGUCUACCCCAUAAACUCAGUGGUGGCGAUAUCGCACAACAAGUCUGAUGAGAGCGGCCGCUUCGCCGUCGCCCUGCCCGUCACUUACCUCACUAGAGAGGUGAUCGUCACCGGCGCUGCGAAGGGAUAUAUCACACAACAGAAACAUUACAUGGUAAACAACGAGAAAAAUCUUACACCGAAAAUAGUGUUGAAACUGGAAAAGGACGAUAAUGUGCUGGGUAUGCCGCGACUGGUGUUCGUUAUGGUGGCUGGCGUGGUGGGCGUGGCCGUGGUGACCCUGGCGGCGUGGUGCUUCAGCUGCCGCGCACGCGCCCGCGACGCGCGACGCGAGUACCUGUUCACGCAGAUACCCUCCGACGACAAGCGGCCUUUGUGUGAUGUGGCCAACUAUGAAAUAGUCCGCAAACCGUAUUACGACGAAGAAGACCUACCGCCGUCGGAGACUGACUCGGAAGACGAGAUAGUCUUACUGCGAUCUGACCGAGACUGGAAGACGGUCGAGUAGAACGUUACUAACUUUGUUGCUUUGCAAGUCCCAUACUGUGGCACGUUUUAGUAAGUCCCUCAGGUUUAAUUUCCUCUGAAGCGGAGAUAUGCAAAACUUGACCAGUCACCCCGAGCGAGAAAGCGACAGCGCGUCUUCUCUUUCACACGCAGUGAUUGGCCGAUUACGAAGAAAGACGCCACAUUAACUUAAAUUUAAACACAACAACACGCUAAAUAAUUAAAAAAAAAAAUCUAAAUACACACGUGGAGGACGUCCAUAAUAAAAAAAUCGCCCUCGGCAUAAUGACGUGACUCGUGCUUAACACGGGCCGCGGCCCUGGUGGUAUGAAAGACCUAUCGUGAAGCACGGACAUCCCAAAGUCAAAUACUCAAUAGGCUACUUGACAACCUAGUCAAAUGAGAUACUUUUUAAGAAACGUCAAAACGAAAGAUUUCUUUGGAGUUUAUAUGGAAAUACUGUUCAUCAAUAAAAGCGGUCAAACGUCGUACUCAUUGUUACUUAAUUCUUAUUAAAAUCCGAAAAAAUACGUCGAAAAGUAAAAUGAGAUUGAUUUUUGAUCCUCUUAGACUGAUUUCUAUUUUUAGAUUAGUAUUUUAUAAAAUACCCUAUUACGUACUUACAAUAUUUCACCGAUUCGCUUGGAAACGGAAAAAAAAUGGAAACUCACCUUUACAGAAUUUCAAAAAUUUUGUUGUUUGGUUUGUUUAUUUUAAAUUACUUAUUAAAUCUUUCGUGGCGUUAACCAUGUGAUGUAGUUUCGACUUUGAAUUUGAGAACGACGGAUCACGGGAGUUCGACAUAGAUGUUGAUUUCCGUAAUUUGUGAUUUCGUUGUAACUUUUUACUCCGUAAAGUCGCCGUAAAGCCAGACAUUUCGUAAAACAUAUUUUCAUUGAACUUGGAGUUAGAAAUACAUAUUUGUUGGUUUCCAAUUACGAGUAUUUAUGUCUUAAGUUUGUCUUAUAAAAGCAAGUUCAAUAUUUAUGUGAAUAAUUGAAACAAAAAUGUGCCAUGGUAGCAGACAUGUGCAGCAACAUAAGUACAAUACUAACCAUUGACACACAGGGAUCCCCAACCCUAUGUAAAUAUUCCUAAAGCCUAUAACCCGAUGCAUUUCAGGAGCGCUAUAGGUAGUUUAUUCAAAUCGGAAACAGCUUGACUUUUACAACAUAAUAAAAUACUAGAUCUCUUCUCAAUUCUUCCGUGAAUUUGACAGUAUUAGAGUAGUUAUAAAGUUGUAAAUUGGCUUCUAAAGAAAUUAGGUAUUAAGCUGUUUGUACCCUUCUCGGCUCUGACGACAGUAAGGAGAAGGUGUCGAUGAAAUCCGUCGAUUUGUUAAGUGCUUUACACCUUUUUAUAAUGUAAUUUAGAAAAGAUUUUAUUUUGUUAAGAAACGUAGAUAGUUCACUUUUGCAAAGUCGCCUUAGAAGUCUUAAGGACACUUGUGAUCUUUCUAGAAUAUUUUCAUAUUUACUACAGAGAUUAAAGAUUUUCUUAGUGUGACUGUAAUCUUGAACUUCAUAAAGAUGUGCUUGUUUACCAAAAUACAAUAAAAAUAGUGUAUCCUAUUUAUAAAUAGUUUAAAUUAUACCGGAAUUACUGGACUUAUAUGUACGUAAAUAUAGAAAAAAAACUUAAGCUAGGUUUUCGAUAAUAGAUUUAAAAAGAAUCUCUGACCCUCGCGCACCUUAAUGAAGUUCAAGUGAUGUGAACUGUAUAUCGUUAGUAUUUAGGUACUAGGUAUCUAGGUACUAGUAUGGAAAGCAAUAAUUUACCUAACAUACAUUCCUUGUGCAUUUGACAAUAAGCAAAUAUUUUCUCACUAAAAUUACGUGCCUUAUACGAGACUUUCCUCUUUGUACUUUCGUGAUAUUAAAAUUUAUACUACUAUUUAUUUUCUACAAAUAUACGUUUUGUAUGCAUUUUGAUAACGAGAAUCUCCUAUUUAUUUGAAUUGUGAAUGAAUUUAUUUUAUAAUAAAGUUUAAAUUAUACAAAUGAAGAGAUAUAUACAAUAAUUCUAUUGGAAAAAGAGCUAACGUAAAAUUAAUAAUAGUUCAAGCCAUAUUUCUAAUACAUAUAGAAAUGUGGCGCGGAAAACUGUUUUUUUAUGACUUUUUUCUGGAAAUUUAUUAAAAGUUGGUGCUGUUUUGAAUGUUUUACAUUUUUUGAAAGUUUAUUAUUAUUGUUCGCUGUAAUUUUGUGAUAGUUCCGUAUUAAUGAUUUUGUAAUAGAUAUUAUUAAUAAAAUUUGAUAUUUAAUAAGUGA